AUGCCGAGGUCGAGGUCGAAGGAAGACGGAGGAAGAAGGGUUCCUCUCAUCUCCGUCGAGCUUCCCCAGCACGUCUGCCGACUCGUCGCGCCCGACCGCCUCCUCACACGCGUGCCGGCCCGCCGGCUCCUGGCGCUCCAGCUACGCCUCCUCGCGCCCGCAACUACACCGCGGCCGUCCGCCUCCGCCUUCCCGCCAUGGCGGCACGGCCCCGUCGCCGACUCCCCGAUGCUGGCCCGCCCUGCGCCGGUUCCGCCCCGUGCCGACUUCCCCGCGCGCCGCCUCGAGCGAGAGGCCGUCGGCUUCGCCUGCCCGCCCGCCGACCCGGCCGACUCCGGCCCCGGCGCCUGGCGGCUUCGCCUGCCCGCCCGCCGACCCGGCCGACUCCGGCCCCGGCGCCUGGCGGCUUCGCCUGCCCGCCCGCCGACCCGGCCGACUCCGGCCCCGGCGCCUGGCGGCUUCGCCUGCCCGCCCGCCGCCCCGGCCGACUGCGGCUCCGGCGCCAGGCGGCCUCGCCUGCUCGCCCGCCUCCGUCCGCCGCGCGGCUCCGGCGCCAGGCGGCCUCGCCUGCUCGCCCGCCUCCGUCCGCCGCGCGGCUCCACUGCCCCCGACCCGCCUCCGCCUCCCCCGCGCGCGCCGGGCCGGCUCGCCGCUCGCCGGCCCCGCCAGCUCGGCCACGGGCCUCCUCCGCUCCGCGCCGGCUCGCGGCUCCGCCUACACCCAUGCCCGUCGCCUACCCGACCUCCUGCUCCAAGGCCGGCUCCCCCCUUCCCCGCAUCCGGCCGGCUGCUCAGCCGGCUCGAGCGCGGUGGCCGCCUGCGCUCCUCCUCCAUUGCCGUGCCGGCUGCCCACGCGGGGACAAGAAAUAGAGAAAGGGAGGAGGAGUCCGACUAA
Aegilops tauschii subsp. strangulata is the source of this 894-nucleotide messenger RNA. The record is from RefSeq and is a predicted model, not a curated record. Lineage: Eukaryota; Viridiplantae; Streptophyta; Magnoliopsida; Poales; Poaceae.